Molecule: messenger RNA, 7336 nt
Organism: Drosophila grimshawi
Lineage: Eukaryota; Metazoa; Arthropoda; Insecta; Diptera; Drosophilidae
Product: fatty acid synthase
Exons: 10
Coding region: 16-7212 (2398 amino acids)
Biological process (GO): fatty acid biosynthetic process
Molecular function (GO): oxidoreductase activity; 3-oxoacyl-[acyl-carrier-protein] synthase activity; phosphopantetheine binding
Source: RefSeq, a predicted model, not a curated record
UUAAAACUCAAAGAUAUGGCUUCUGACAUGGCAAAAAAGAAUAAAAAAUACUCUAGAUCGCGUCCUGAUACAGAUGGCGAUGAUAUUGUUAUUUCUGGAAUGGCUGGGAAAUUUCCCAAUUGCAAAAAUAUCUCCGAAUACGAGUACAAUCUUUACAACAAGAUUGACAUGGUAGAUGACGAUGAGCGUCGUUGGCGUCAUUUUAAUCCUGAGAUUCCCAAGCGAUUUGGUAAAAUCAGCAAUCUGGAAAAGUUCGAUGCAACAUUCUUUGGGGUACACUUCAAGCAAGCGCAUACUUUGGAUCCGCAAACACGAAUUUUGAUAGAGACAGCGUACGAAGCUGUCAUUGAUGCAGGUAUCAAUCCGAAAAGCCUGCGUGGUACGAAAACUGGCGUCUAUAUCGGAUCUUGUAUAUCUGAGUCAGAGAAAACUUGGUUCUAUGAGAAGGUUUCGUCAGGGGGUUUUGGCAUCACCGGCUGCAGUCGCGCAAUGCUGGCCAAUAGGAUUUCGUACACCCUGGGCUUAGAGGGCCCGUCCUUUUUGCUUGACACGGCUUGCUCCAGUUCAAUGUAUGCCUUGGAUAAUGCAUUUAGUGCAAUUCGAAAUGGUGAAAUUGACGCUGCAAUUAUUGGCGGUUCCAAUUUGUUGUUGCAUCCCUUUGUGACCCUUCAAUUUGCUCGACUCGGUGUUUUGGCGCAGGACGGUUACUGUCGUCCAUUUGACAAAGAUGCAAGCGGAUACACUCGCUCUGAGACAAUUAACUGCCUAUUCCUUCAGAGGAAAAGAGAUGCGAAACGCAUCUACGCAAGUGUUGUUUAUUCGAAAACCAACUGUGAUGGAUACAAGCCGGAGGGUAUUACCUAUCCAUCAGGAAAUGUUCAAAGAAAACUACUAUUGGAAUUCUACAAGGAAAUUGAUCUAACACCAAAUGACUUGGGUUACCUGGAAGCACAUAGCACUGGCACCGUUGUGGGUGAUCCCGAAGAGUGCAAGGCGAUUGAUAGUGUGCUGUGUAGCCAGCGUCAGGAUCCACUUCUUGUGGGCUCUGUCAAAUCAAAUAUUGGACAUUCGGAACCUACCUCUGGUAUCUGUUCACUGGUGAAAGCGUGCUUUGCUUUCGAAACUGGCCUAAUAGCACCCAAUAUUAACUUUACCGAGGUGAAACCAACAAUAACGGCACUGGCGGAGGGACGUUUAGUUGUGGUUAAGGAUGUCACUCCUCUGCCAAAGCCAUGUAUCGGAGUUAAUUCGUUCGGGUUUGGUGGCGCCAAUGCACAUGCCAUUCUUAAAGCACAUCCGAAGUCAAAGGUAAACUAUGGAAUACCUGAGGAUAAUCUGCCCAGGAUUGUGACAUGGGCUGGCAGAACGGAGGAUGCUGUCAAUGAGAUUUUCAAUGGGAUUGAGAAGAAACCGUUGGAUGCCGAGUUCAUUGGACUGUUGCAGAAUAUACAAGAGGAAGAAGUAUCCGGCAUGGUAUUUCGAGGAUAUGGCAUAUUCGGCAAUAACGGCAACCAACCAACAAAAUCUUUGGUUAGGAAUGUUCAGCAUUACACUGGCCUUAAGCGGCCCAUUGUCUGGGUAUUCAGCGGCAUGGGUUCACAGUGGAACGAAAUGGGAGCAUCAUUGAUGAUGAUUCCACGCUUCCGGCAAUCCAUUGAAAUCUCCCACAAUACAUUAGUCCCGAAAGGCCUCGACCUCAUUAAUAUCCUCACUUCGAACGAUCCUGCAAUUUACGAGAAUAUUUUGCACUCUUUUGUCGGCAUAGCCUCUGUACAAAUUGGUCUGACUGAUAUUCUCCGUUCACUAAACUUGGAACCCGAUUUUAUUAUUGGACAUUCCGUUGGAGAAUUGGGUUGCGCCUACGCAGAUGGAGGAGUAACGGCUGAACAAAUGAUACUAGCUGCUUAUUGUCGUGGUCGAGUCAGUAUGGAGUCUAAAAUCAGAGGUGGUAUGGCAGCUGUGGGCAUUGGGUAUAGGGCAAUUAAGAACUUGCUGCCGGAAGCCAUUGAAGUCGCCUGCCACAAUAGUGCCGACUCCUGCACCAUCUCGGGACCCAUUGAUGAAGUUCGACGAUUCGUCGCAGAACUAAAAUCAAAAGAUAUCUUUGCAAAGGAAGUGCCAUGCUCGAAUAUUGCAUAUCAUUCAAGAUAUAUUGCAUCUAUGGGACCCCAAUUGUUAAAAUAUUUGAAGGAGAUAAUCACACAGCCAAAGACUAGGACAGCCAAGUGGCUGAGUACCAGUGUGCCGAGGAGUGAAUGGGAACAAACUGAAAAUAAAUUGUGCUCUGCCGAAUACCAUACCAAUAAUCUGCUGCACAGUGUACUCUUCGAGGAGACUUUUCCAGAACUACCCAAGAAUGCAUUGACUAUUGAGAUUGCUCCACAUGGUUUAUUGGGCGCCAUCCUAAAGCGAUCUAUGCCUAAUGGUGUUUAUAUACCACUAACCCAUCGAGGAAACAAAAACAAUGCGCUCUUCUUUAUGACCGCACUUGGCAAAUUAUAUGAAAAUGGUGUUAUGGUGCCGGUGGCCAACUUAUAUCCCAAAGUUGAAUUCCCUGUUUCACGAUCAACUCCGGGCAUUAGUUCACUCGUCCGUUGGGAUCACAGUGAAGAUUGGUUUGUGACGAAGUAUGAGAAUAUGAAGACUAAGGCCAGUGUAGAGCGCGUUUUCCUUAUUAACUUGGCCAGUGAUGAUGAAGAGUUUAUGGGUGGUCACAUUAUUGAUGGUAAAAUUCUCGUACCCGCUACUAGCUAUUUACAAUACGUUUGGGAGACGUUCUCUCUAAUCCAUCAUGGGCCAAGUUACAUGGAUAUUCCAGUCGAAUUUGAGGAGGUGCAAUUCCUGAGAGCCACAAAUAUGUCAGUUAAUGGAGAAGUUGAACUGAAUGUUAUGAUUAACUAUGGCAGCGGCCACUUUGAGAUAACUGAAGCGGGUAGCUUGGUAGUUACAGGUAAUAUAAGAGAGAUUGAGAAGCCACUCGCACCGGAAAUAUAUAAUUUCCAGAACGAAUCGAAAUUCCCGAUGGUUGCCAAAAAAGAUUUCUACAAGGAAUUAAGACUACGUGGAUACCAUUAUAAUGGAGCGUUCCGAGCCGUUCGCAGCGCUCGAACGGAUGGAUUAUAUGGAACGGUUGAAUGGGACUAUAACUGGGUGACAUUUAUGGACGCAAUGCUACAAAUUCAGAUAUUGGGCACAGAUUCGCGCUCCCUCUUGCUCCCAACGAAAAUUCGUAAGCUGCGUAUAAAUGGGGUCCAUCAUUUCAAUAUGAUAAACAAAAUAGAUCCCGAGAACCGAGUUAUUGAUGUUUAUGUGGAUCAUAAGAAUAAUCGCAUUGUAGCAGGUGGCAUUGAAGUGAUUGGACUUCAUGCCAGUCCGGUUCAAAGGCGCAAACCUCCCGGCAUUCCAGUAUUGGAACAGUACGAAUUUUUGCCCUAUUUGCCAGCACCAGAAAUGACUCUAUCAAAUGCAGCACGAAUAUGCGUACAACUUGCCUUGGAAAACAUGUCGAUAUCGAAGGUAAAACUCGUGGAAGUUGACACCGAUGGAAGAGACACCGUUUUGACCAAGUUUAUCGAUGCUAUUGAGGACUUACCGAUUGUUACUGGAGAGUACAUGUAUUUGACCGACAGAAAGAUUGAUGAAAUCCCUGGCAUACAUAUCGAAAAUGGGAAGGUGGAAAAUCUAUCCAAUUACCAUUUCAUUGUAGCCGGUGGAACUCGUGGAGAUCUCAACGAGGAUGUGAUUAUGAAUGCCCAAAAGGUUCUGGUAGAUAACGGCUACUUAUUGCUUAGAGAACGACCCACGACAAACAUAAGCAACUUAAAACUGCCCGAACAAUUCCACUUGAUCACGGUCAUUCCAAUAGACAACAAUGAGGAAGUCUUCGUACUACUCCAGAAUAUCUCCAAGAAAUUGCAAUUGCAGCCGACUGUCGUCAAAGUUUCUGAUAGCGACAUGAAGUUUGAGUGGAUAAGUCAGGUGCAGUCUGCCAUUAGUAUGAAGAGUGCUGUUGUUGCCUACGCUUUCAAUGAGAAACACAAUGGUCUGGUUGGAUUAGUGAAUUGCUUGCGAAAGGAGCCCGAUGGCAACUUGGUCACCUGUUUCUAUAUUGAUGAUCCGAAAGCACCCGAGUUUAACUUAGCAGAUCCAUUUUAUUCCAGCCAAUUUGCACUGGGCCUGGCUUUCAACAUAUAUCGCCAUGGAACUUGGGGAAGUCUCAGGCAUCUGAAUCUGCCCGUUAAUGAUGAGGUCAAACCCAGACUAGAUCACAUUUAUGGAAAUGUGAUUCAGCGCGGAGAUUUGUCGUCAUUGCGCUGGUUUGAGGGACCUCUUGAUCCAGAAGACUGUAUCAUUAAGAUCGCAUACUCAUCGCUCAACUUCAGAGACGUAAUGCUGGCAACUGGUCGACUGGCAACUGAAUUAUACGGUUCUAACCGAAUCGAUCAAAGUUGUGUGCUUGGAUUUGAAUACUCCGGCAUCAAUAUGCAAACCGGUCGACGAAUUAUGAGCAUGGUUGUUAAGGGAGGUGUCGCUUCAUAUGUGGAUAAGCCAUCGAAGCUUAUUUGGAACAUUCCCGACCACUGGUCGCUGCAGGACGCUGCUACGGUGCCAGUAGUUUAUAUAACCGUAUAUUACGCAUUCUUUAUGGCAACCGACAUUCGCAAAGGAAAGAGCAUACUUAUACACGCCGGAACAGGAGGAAUUGGCCUGGCAGCAAUUCGCGUGGCAUUGGCCUACAAUUUGGAUGUGUAUACCACAUGCAGUACUCCACUGAAGAAGAAAUUCCUCUUGGACACCUUCCCACAGCUGGAAGAAUCGCACAUUGGCAAUUCUCGAGACACGUCCUUUGAGCAAAUGAUACAGUGUGAAACCGAUGGAAAGGGUGUUGACUUUGUGCUGAAUUCACUCUCAGAAGACAAGCUACUGGCGUCGGUGCGCUGUCUUGGGCAGUCGGGCCACUUCCUCGAGAUUGGCAAAUUCGAUAUGGCCAAUGAUACCAAGCUCGGCUUGGGCUGUUUCCUCAAAGAGCUCACCUUCCAUGCGGUGCUGGCGGAUAGGCUGUUGGGGGCACCCGAUGAUCAUAUAAUUUUACACUUGAAGAAACUCAUUGACAUGGAUAUUUCCAGUGGCAUAAUACAACCAUUGCCAGUCACAGUGUUUCCGGCUAAUGAGAUUGAGAAGGCCUUCAGACAUUUGAUUGGUGGCAAGCAUAUUGGCAAGGUCAUAAUUAAAGUGCGUGAUAACCCGGAAGCAGCCGAAACUCUGCCAGUACGUGUCCAAAGCCAAAUCUACUUUAAGCCCCAUAUGACUUAUGUCAUUCCGGGUGGUUUGGGUGGAUUCGGCUUGGAAUUAGCCGAUUGGAUGUGCUUGCGUGGUGUCCGCAAACUAGUGCUCAGCUCCAGCCGUGGCAUUACCAAGGACUAUCAGUCCUUUCGAAUUGCGCUUUGGAAGAAUUACGGCUGUGAAGUUGUAGUCAACACAGCAGAUAUAUCAACAGUUGAGGGCUGUCGCAAUCUCUUGGUGGAGGCUGCUAAACUGGGUUCAAUUGGCGGUAUUUUCAAUCUAGCAGUUGCCCUACGUGACGGCAUCUUUGCCAGUCAAAAUAUGGAGCAAUUUGUGCAAAGCUUUUCGCCAAAAGCGGUUGCCACCAAACAUUUGGAUGCAUUAUCCCGCACCUUGUGCCCAGAGCUGGACCAUUUCGUAGUAUUCUCAAGUGUGUCCUGUGGUCGUGGAAAUGCUGGACAAACCAAUUAUGGCAUGGCCAAUUCUGUCAUGGAGCGUAUCAUCGAGGGCCGCAGCCGGGAUGGUCUGCCAGCCAAGGCCAUUCAAUGGGGUGCUGUGGGCGAGGUGGGAUUAGUCGCCGAUAUGGCCGAAGAUAAAAUUGACUUGGAAAUCGGGGGAACGCUGCAGCAAAGAAUCUCAUCAUGCCUACAGGAACUGGACACACUACUAAGUGCGAAAUCGGCCGUUGUAGCCAGUAUGGUUGUUGCCGAAAAGCGCUCAGGUCGUUCCGGAAAUGAAAGUAUUAUCGAUACGGUAAUGCACAUAAUGGGUAUACGCGACUUAAAGUCUGUCUCGCUGGGCACAACACUGUCCGAAAUGGGCAUGGACUCACUCAUGUCCGUUGAAAUCAAGCAAACGCUUGAACGUGACUUUGAACUCGUAUUGACUCCUCAGGAUCUGCGGUCACUCACCGUCCAAAAGCUGCAAGAGAUUAUGGAGGCAAGGGAAAAGGAUAAUUCGGAUGCGGAGAAAAUGGUCUUAGCAUCCGAAGGAAAGCUUAUGGGUAUAGAGCUUUUACUGCGUAACUUAGGAGAUGAAGCCCAUUCCGAUCAGGUAAUGUAUUCCCUCAAAACGCAUACGACACUGGCAAAGCAAAGUUUUCCACCUAGCAUUAUAAUACCUGGCAUAGAAGGAACAGCUGGCCAAGCAUGGUAUAAUAUUGGAGCCAAGUUGAACAGCAGGGCGAAUGUAUUACAACUCCAUCAGUUUGCACAGCUGGAGACUAUCAAUGAUAUUGGUCAACAGACAUUGGAGCAUGUAAAAGCCCUGCUGAAGCCCUCACAUCCAUUCUACCUUAUUGGAUAUUCUUAUGGAUCGUAUGUGGCUCUUCAACUGGCCGCACUGCUGGAGCAAUUGGGUUACCGUGGACAUGUUCUUUUGAUAGAUGGUGCACCGCAUUUUAUAACGAAACUGGCGAACUUACAUCUGGGAGAAAAUUUCACAGAUAACUUCCUGUAUGACUUGCUGUUCUCGAGCAUUGCCAAUUAUAUAUUCCCCGAGGAAACUAAGGAGAGCAUAUCCGCCGUUUUCCACAAGCUCGACACUCUCAAGGAGAAAAUGGAUUUAUUCAUGAAAUAUGUGGACAAACAGAAUAUCUACAGCAAAGACUACUUCAAAGUGAUGAUCGAGGCCUUAUUCCGAAGGGUUAAAAUCGCAGCGAAGUUCGAUCUGAACAGCAUAAGGGACUUGAAGUCUCCCAUUAUGUUAGUCCGUCCCACAGAGGUGUCUCUAAAUGAUAUCGAAGAAGAUUAUUGUGUUUCCCAGCUAACUUCUGGUAAAGUAACCUUAAAGGUCAUCGAGGGCAAUCACUCUACAAUGUUGGAUAAUCCAGUCCUACCUCAGAUUAUUAACGAUUGUGAUCCUGGACUAUUAGAUGACAAGAACUUUGAUGAGUAUAUUCGAGAUGCUAAGCCAGUAGCCGUGGCCUAACAUUCCCAUUAAAUAGUCUCUCUACUUUUACUUUUUCACUUUAUCGCAUUAAGGUUUGCAUCAAAUAUUCUCAUUGUAACGAAAAUAAAACAAAACAUGUUUUCUCACAAAAUCCAAUUUUAAA